AUGGUCCAGGCAUUUGAGUUGUCAGUAGCUGGCUGCCGUGUACCCCAACAGCAGCAGCAGCAGCAGCACUUUACAAGCAGGUUCGGCCGGGCCGCCAAGCUAGCCUUUUUCUGGAGCUUUGGAUUUGGAGGAUUCCCACAGCAAAAGAUCAGGGCGGCGUUUCCACGGUUAGGGAUGGCGGCCACCGAGGAUGCGCUCUUCCGCUCGAUCGAGGGCAUGCAGAAGGCUGCCAACAAGCCUUGGGGAAAGUUCCUGGACGCGGGCACCGGAACCCACUCCUUGAAAUGGAUCAACACGCUGAACACGGAAGGCUUCACGGCGGUGACUGCAGACCCGCAGUUCGCGGAAAACACCCGCAAAGAGAUCGGAUUCAAAGUGAAGACGCCGGAUGAGAUUGUGGUAGGGAACUGGAGGGACGAGAAGUUCCUGGAAGGUCGGGUGUUCGACACGGUGCUCGCGGAUUACUUGGUCGGGGCUAUCGAUGGUUUCGCCCCCUACUACCAGGACCAAGUUUUCGAGCGUCUUAAGAGGCAUGUCGCUCCGGGAGGACGGAUUUACCUGGUGGGCAUGCAGCCAUUGCCCGACCACCCUGGCGGUGCUGCGGAACUGGUGUGCGAAGCGGCGCGUCUUCGUGACUCUUGCAUCCUUCUCGCGGGGCACAGGCCGUACCGGGAAUACCCGUUGGACUGGAUCACUCGGCAGAUGAAAAAGUCCGGUAUGGUGGUCACCUCGGCCAAGAAGAUGCCGGUUCUCUACGCGCCGCACACCGUCAAGCGACAGCUCGACGUGGCGUCGCGCAAGCUGCCCAUAAUCGCAGCCACGGAUCCGAAGCUGGCGGCGGCUCUGGAGAGACACAUCAGCGACUUGGACGGCCGGGUCAGGAAGGAGCUAGCAGGAGCAGGGGGCAGGGUCGAAGUGGGUUUCGACUACGUGGUGGCGGCGGAACUCGCCCGGGAACCUGCCGCUGGGGCAGAGAGAAAGGAGGCGGUAACGCCCGAAGGGGAAGGCGGCGGGAAGUGGGGUGGAGGUGGGGGGGGAACGGUGGCAGCAGAGGCAACGACGGCCGCCGCGCGAUGACGACGUGUUAAUGGGUGAACUUGAGUUGGGACCAGUGCACUCGCCAACGCGCCUGAGCAACAGAGGCAAACAUUUUUGUAGCACACCGUGCUUUGAUUGGACAGCUUGUUUGUGAGAAACGAAUUUGGAUUUUGGGAAAUACGCGGCCAACCCGUGAUGUCAUCGACGAAGAUGACGGUCACUUUUCGGGACAACUCUCAAAAUUGCGUUUUUGUAUGUGCUUCGGCAACACGAUUGCUCUGUCGAUCGCUCGUGUGUUGACGAACGCCCUUGCGUUGUGUGAACGAAAGUCUUGUGUUGUGAGAUCCCACGUCGUACUAACCCUUGGGCAACUGGAGUAAGAAGGGCCAGAGCUUGGGAAGAGGUCGGGGUUUUCGGCAAGUGAACGUGGUUGUCGGUUUAUGGGAUGGGAUGUUGCCUCUUGAGUGUGAGAGGGCACUUCCCUGCUUCACUUGUUGGUCCUUUUUGACACCUCCUUGCAGCAGUAGUGCCACGGUCGCACAAUAAUAGUGCUGACAAGAGAAUUCGUCCCACCUCAGCGACUUCGGCAAGAGGACUUCCACAUUUCGU
Ectocarpus siliculosus is the source of this 1647-nucleotide messenger RNA. Lineage: Eukaryota; Phaeophyceae; Ectocarpales; Ectocarpaceae. The record is from the annotation of a GenBank genome assembly.